UCUGCCAUCGGGCUUCAUUAUUUUCCAGUCGGCUGGCUGCGCCUGGAGUUUCUGAAAAUGGACUCAUCAAAACUGCCUCUGAGAAGGAACAGAAGCCAGCAGGGAAGGAGAGUGAAGAGACGUCCAGCGAACCGUCCAGCACCUCUUAUGGAAUUUCUACUGCUGACCAGUCUGCAAGAGCUCACUGAAGAUCAGCUGAAGAAAUUUCAGUCUUACCUGACUAGUGGCAGGAUAUUUGGCUUUCCUCUCAUCCCAGAGAGACAGCUGGAGAACACUGACAGACAGGACACAGUGGAUCAGAUGGUGGAGAGUUACGGCCUUGAGGGAGCUGUGAGGAACACGGGGAGGAUCCUGAGGGAGAUGGACCGAGAUGAUCUGGCAGAGAAGUUAGAGAGAGAUCACACUAGAGCAACAACAUGGUGGAGAGACUCAUCAGACAGUGAUAAAUGGAGAAGGAGGAAGGAGCAUAAGGCAAUGAGAAAAAGAAAAGAAAAAAGAUCCUCCAUGUUGGAUGUUCCAGCUCUGCUGCUGACCGGUCUGAAGGAGCUCACUGAAGAACAGCUGACGACAUUUCAGUUUUACCUGACUACAGACCAGCUGCUUGGCUUUCCUUCCAUCCCAGAGAGUCAGCUGGAGAACACUGACAGACAGGUCACAGUGGAUCAGAUGGUGAAGAGAUACAACCCUGAGGGAGCUGUGAGGAUCACACUGGGGAUCCUGAGGCAGAUGGAUCUGGAUGAUCUGGCAGAGAAGUUACAGAGAGAUCACACUAGAGCUUGGCUGCUGAACUCUCUGGAGGAGCUGAACAUAAACGAGCUGAAGACAUUUCAAAACUACCUGAAUAGUGGCAAGUUGCUUGGCUUUCCUCCCAUGCCAAAGAGCCAGCUGGAGAACACUGACAGACAGGUCACAGUGGAUCUGAUGAUGAAGAUAUACGACCCUGAGAGAGCUGUGAAGAUCACACUGAGGAUCCUGAGGUGCAUGAAUGACCAUGAUCUCACUGAGAAGUUACAGAGUGAUCACACAGAACCCUCCGGCCCUGAGGAAGCUGUGGAGAUCACACCGGAGAUCCUGAAGAAUAUGAACUGGGAUGAUCUGUCAGAGGAGAGAGAGAGGUUUCCUGAGGACUUUGAACCAGAGGACUAUGAUCAGGAGGACAAUAGAACAUACCGGUUCCAGUGCCCCAGUGCAGGUCUGUUCCAGUGCAGUAUAACAGGCCUGGUGUUUAAGAUGGAGGGAGAAGUAGAGGUUCUCUAUAGGACAGUCCCCUGGGGCAGGAGGCUUCUAGCCCAGAGUGUCAAGAGGCCUGCAGGACCCCUGUUCAAGUUUAGAUGCCUUAAGGGGUCUGUCUGUCAACUACACCUCCCCCACUGUGAGAUCUGCCCUGGUGGUGGAUGUGACUUCCUGUCUGUAGCCCAUGUGACUGAUGACAUCAUUGAGUUAAUCCCUCCUCAUAAGAUAACAGAAACACACGUCAUAAUAAACAUCUAUGGAUUCUGUGAUUAUGGCCUCAUCAAGGAUAAGGAUUCUCCUGUCUUCCCUAUCAAAGCCCAGGUGUUGUUGUUCUACCAUCCAUCAGAUGACCCUGAACUGGAACCUGUACUGCAUGUGUUGUUGCUGCCGCGGAACGUUGUCCUAAUGAAGGUGCAAGAGGAGAGGGCGAGGAGGAAUGGCAUGAGAGAAACCUUCAUUGAAACAACCUCUGACUGUGAACUGACCCCUGAUCAGAUUUACAGCCUCUCCACUGAUGGGUAUCAUAAGGUGACACCUAAGAACAAAAAGUUUGAUAAUGAUAAAGACUACGAAAACUACACCACAACGUUUGCGGUAUUCUUACCUGCCAAAGUUCAAAAAGCUGAACUGACAUUGAAGAAGAAGAAGAAUAUAGCCUGGUCCAUAUUAGACCUACUGUCCAGUCUAUUUGUGAAUCAUGAAUAUCCGUGGAAGGGUUUCUACAGAUACCAUGGUAACAGUUCAGAUAAAACAGUCCAUGUUUGAUAAAGCACUAAUCAGUGUAAUGUAAACUCCUAACUCCCAAGGAGAGACAGGCCCACCGCUGGGCAGAGGAGCAUAAUUAAUGACUGAGAUUAUUACUCAU
Oncorhynchus kisutch (coho salmon) is the source of this 2098-nucleotide messenger RNA. RefSeq lists its product as uncharacterized. The coding region runs from base 58 to 1998 and encodes 646 amino acids. The transcript has 12 exons. The record is from RefSeq and is a predicted model, not a curated record. NCBI's taxonomy places the organism in Eukaryota, Metazoa, Chordata, Actinopteri, Salmoniformes, Salmonidae.